Molecule: messenger RNA, 4278 nt
Organism: Procambarus clarkii (red swamp crayfish)
Lineage: Eukaryota; Metazoa; Arthropoda; Malacostraca; Decapoda; Cambaridae
Product: oxysterol-binding protein-related protein 1
Molecular function (GO): protein binding
Source: RefSeq, a predicted model, not a curated record
GACACGAGUCGUUGUUUACAUCGAUCAGCUGUUUGAGUCAGUGUCACUAGUCACUGGAGACGAGGAGCACUAUGUACACCGCUGGCACACUGUAAUACAGUACAAAAGCAGAAUGAACUUUGUAUGUUUUAUGGCAAUGUAAUUCAGCAGAACCAACUUUGAUCUGAUAUUGAAUUGUAAAGUUUGUUACCUUAAGAUAGCAGAUUAUAAACUACAGUACAUUCCAACCAUGGGGGAUCUUGAGCAUUUUGAAGACAUGCUGCUACGAAGUGCCCGUAAUGGAGACAUAAACAUUGUGAAAGAAAUUUUGAAAGCAAAACAAGAUGGAAAAAUUAACAUGGACAUUAGUUGUAAAGGGAAAACUAAAAGUAACCAAGGAUGGACUCCAUUACACUUGGCAAGUUACUUUGGUCAUGGUGGUGUUGUGGAAGUUCUCCUACAGCACGGCGCAGCAAUAGACGAGCUUAAUGAUGCUGGGGACACACCCCUGCAUAAAGCUGCACUAACAAACAGAGAGGAUGUAGUACUUCUACUGUUGGAGCAUGGAGCCAGUGUGUCCAUCAUUAAUGGCGAAGGCUUGCGUCCCUCGGAUCUCCCACGGGAUCCACAGGUAACAAAGCUAAUAGUUGCUGCGGAGAAGACUGAACAACGAAGAAAAGAGGAGAGACUUCUACAUCAUGCACGAGAAGGAAAAGCUGAGGAAGUGACGAAUUUGCUACGAGAAACAGGGGCUCCAAAUGUAAACUGUGUGGACUCGUUGGGCAAUACUAGUCUACAUUGUGCUGCGUACCGGGGACACAUAGAUGUUGCUGUUGUGCUUUUACAAAAUGGCUGUGAUCCCUCUAUCAGAAAUCUAAAUAGUCAAACUGCUUAUGAAUUGGCUCAGACACAGCAAAUGCAGCAAGUCCUUAAAGUACAACCAGUACGUAGUUUUCACCAUAGUGUAUCCAGAUUUGAAGGGCCACUUCUCCGACAAAUGCGCAUUUUAGGCUGGAGGAUGGUUUGGGGUGUUUUGGAUCGUGGGGUCUUGACAUUUUUUAACAGCCGUGCAGAUGCCAGUUCAGGUGUACGAAGACGGGACUACAAAUACUUGGACAACAGCAAAGUUAUACCCAUGGUGGGAGGUGAUGGGGCAAUGUUUGUUAUCCAGUAUAAUGAUGGAGCCUGCCACCGGUUAGCAGCCACUCCUGAUCCAUUACAUCCAGCAUCCAUUAAUAGACAGAAAUGGGUAGCUGUAUUGAACAACCACAUUAGAUUUUCAACUCACUAUGUUCAACAUGGUCUUUGUGUAGAUGAUGACGACGAUGAUUUUAUGGACAGGACUGUUAAACCUCUUGGCUGUAUGUCUGAUGCACUGCAAACGGCUACAGCUCACCAACAGUUGAUGGAACAACAAGUAGAAGAAGUGAUGGCUACUUUGGCUUCCCUUGAUCUAGACCAUUCACAACAAGGGGAAGUACAUGAUGUCAUUAAGAGAUUCUCGGUGUUAGCAGGAACAGCACGCAACAUGAGCACCAGCCUCACACACUGCCUGUCUCUCAUGAAGCAGCAAGAGGAGGUUAGAGAUCUUCAACUGAAAGAGGAACGUGAGAAGGUUCGUGUCUUAGAAGAGUCUCUGAGAGUGCUAGCCACAGAACAUCAUGACCUAGAGGAGUCUAUUGCCUCGCAUGUAUCUUCCAAUGGCUCGUCUAUCUACAACACUCCAGCAAACACCUAUGUAUCGCUGCCCAGGCCUCGGAGGUUCUUUGAUGCAGUCAGCGAUGAUGAGUUCUUUGAUGCAUUUUCACAAGAUGACAAUGGAAGCGAUGGGACCUUGGUGAGUCUCCCAUCACCAUGUGGGAGCGAGUGUUCCACUAACACACUUGUAUCAUGCAUGUCUUCCCUUCCUACUGAUCCACAGUCUCCCCAAACAUCGUCCCACAUUCUUUCUAAUCUACCAUGUGCACCCACAAGUACCCCAGUAUGUGGUGUGAGUUCUGCCAGUGGAAAUGUCGAUGGAUCAACGUACACAGUGUCGAGACAUGUUUUUGGAUCAGGUUGGGAAAUUUUAGAAGAAAAAGAUGCAUAUAGAAUUGUACGAAGUGGUGCACUAGUUGAAUCUACACCAUCUGUUUCUGGAACACAAGCAAGUUCUCUUGAACAAACUUUGUCAAGUACUCAAAAUGAACUGGUGAAUGCUGUCUCUGGGAAGCUGACAGGAACUGCUUCCAUAACUGUGUCCUCAGGAAUAAGAAAUAUAUCUUCAACAGAAGUUAACACGCUUUGCUCUCGCAACAGCCAGUCUCGAGGCUCUCGUGACCCUUCAUUCAUGGCAGUGGAGACCCCACUGGUCAAGACAUCUGAUUUAAGCGAUCAUAGUGAGGGCAGUGAUGAUACAGUUACCAGCAACUCUCGUCGAUGCUCUGAAUUAGAAGAAAAGUAAGUACAGUAUUUCUAAAUAAUUUUGUCUUAUCCUUUUUACCAUUACUGUAUUGCAUUUAUUAAUAUAUGAAGUAUGACUUUGGAAAUAGUAAUUUUUGUUAAUGUUUAAUUUGUUAUGCUUCUCAGUGCAUAUGAGUAGACCAUUUUAAAUUGUUCAUAUGUUACAAUAUAAAAGGACAUGAACCAUGCUGUAUAUAUAUGCAGUAGUGACUGUGUUUACAUUAGGUUUUCAUGUUAUUUGUAGACUGAGUAAUUUCCCAUCCCUUUGCUUGAAUACACUGUAUGUGUUUUAAAUAUAAUUCUGCAUAAUGCAGUAUGACUAGGUGUUUGACACUGUCACCCGCAAGUAUUGGUUGGAUUGCUAAAGCAAUAAAUGAUGUUUGCAUGGCUGGACUGCAUGAGGGGUUAAGAUACAACUUUGCUGUUAGCCAUACUGAUAUGCCUGUAUGAUGCUAAAGCUAACAUUUCGACUGCUGUCUUCCCAUUUCAUUGACAUAGAUUUGCUAGUUUAAAGCCUUGACAUGACAGACUGUAUAGCUCUGUUGAAACUUGAUUAAUAUUUCAUAUAAUUAAACAGCAUGAAGAUUGUGAUCAGUUUUAAAUUGAAGAUCACAACAGCAAAGAUGGGUAUUUAAAUUAAAAAACAAAAAUUACAUAGAAUGUUUUAUCUUGUUUUUGUUGAGCAGAUGGUUUUCCCAAGUUAUCAGGGCACCAAACUGAAAGGUCUAAUAUUAAAUGAAUCUCAGCCAUAUAAGUGUUAUUGAGGUACAGUAUAUGGUUCUUUCUAAGAUGGUAAAUCUUUUCUCAAUCUUGGAAACUGAUACAUACCUAAAAUCUUUAGAAUUUAUGCUGAACUAAACGCUGAUUAAUGUGUUAAUUACAGCAGAUACUUAGAAAAUGUUUUAUUGAAAUAAAGAAAUUUGACAUUAGUUAAAUGACCUUGUUUGUAAAUACUGUAGUUACAAGCUUGGAGUUGAAAUUUGUAUUUGACACGUAUAUUUUAUUUUUAGGCCAGUUUCCUUACCUUUAAUACAUGUAACCCUUGCUCUGUGCAGCACAGUAUUGUACAGUGCAGUACAAUAAUGUAAUACAGGUAUAUUAUUGUAUAAUAAUGUAAUACAGUACAUUAUUGUACAACAGUUUUGUUCUUAAGAGGUUUGAUGGUAUGCAAGUAAUCAUUGUUACACUAAGUUCUGAAGUGUUGGUGAAUUAUGUCUUUAUGAAUGUUUAGUCUACUUGUGAGCAGCUCAAGAUGGCUAUUUCUUGGGGCCCCUGCAGUCACUGUUUGAACCUUGAAAUUCCUGACAUGCUGACAAGUUCUACUCACUUCUGAAGUUCAUUUUCAUAUUAUACCAUCUACCAAAUGUCCUAAAAUUCAUGCACAAGAAAUGAAGAAAUGCACAUCGACCACCAAAUAGUCAAGCGAGGCAUGUUGCAUGUUACACAAGGUCAGGAAAGGUAUUCUUUGUUUUCACAUAGAUAAACUUAGUUUUUCUUCUAUUUGUAUAUACAGUAAUAUUUAUGUAUGUAUGUAUAUGUAGGUUUUUUAAAUACAUUACUGGAUAGGUCCAGAGUUUAAAUAUUGAAACUGAAGAUAUGAAGCUGAAGAUUAGCCACUGUCCAAUGGUUUUUUGUAAUUAAAAUAGAAAAGGCAAUUAAAAAUAAUUUGUAUUGUUAUUUGCAAGUAGCAAACAAUUAUUUUAUUUUUUAUUUUAAAUGCAUUACAGUACUAUAUUUAGAUUUUUAUCUUUACCAUUAUGAAUUGAAGCCGUCAAAGCACUGAAGUUAAUCAUUUGUGUAGUCCGCCGAAUCGGUUAUGAAUGCCAUCAUUAUCUAUUAAAGUACACUUUUCAUAUG